Messenger RNA from Hansenula ciferrii, 2364 nucleotides. RefSeq names its product serine/threonine protein kinase YAK1 (gene YAK1). The transcript has a single exon. Bases 1 to 2364 code for a protein of 787 amino acids. The record is from RefSeq and is a predicted model, not a curated record. Lineage: Eukaryota; Fungi; Ascomycota; Saccharomycetes; Phaffomycetales; Wickerhamomycetaceae. Gene Ontology annotation, cellular component: cytoplasm; nucleus. Gene Ontology annotation, biological process: peptidyl-serine phosphorylation; peptidyl-threonine phosphorylation. Gene Ontology annotation, molecular function: protein serine/threonine kinase activity; protein tyrosine kinase activity; ATP binding.
AUGUCAUUCCAUUACAGCUCUCAGCAUCCAACACUGGAUGAAAGAGGUAAAUAUCAGUUUGACCAGGGUCCAACUAAUCAACAAGUUGAAGGUGAAAUGCAACCACCUCCAAUACCUCAAAUCAAUCAACCUCAACCUCCACAGAAUGAACAACUAGCACAGCAGCAGGCAUAUCAACAAUCAUUACAACCGCCACACGUUUUACAGCAACAAUCAUCACAAUAUCAAGUACCACAACAAUAUGUUGUUCAACAACAACAAUACCUUUCACCAUAUCAACAACAACGACAAAAUAGUUUCCAUCAACAACAUAGUUCCCCUUUGGGCUCAAACUAUCCACAAUCAUCAUCUGAAAUAACAUGGAAUAACUCAUAUGCAUCAAAUCAAAUGAAUAUGGCCACAACCCCAAGACUAUCUUCAUCUUCAACUUUGAAUCCUCAUCAACAGAAACAAACUGCAUCACCCUUUGGAUCACCAACAAACUCAUUUAAAAACCCAUGGUUUUCAUCACAAAGAUCACCAUCUCAAAGUCAUUUCCAACCACCAAAUACCAAUUCCUCUUCAUCAACCAACUCAACAAACUUCAAUUCAUCUCAAAUUGGACCAACAUCAUCAACUUCAUCAUUGUUACAACAUACACCGACAAGGUCAUCAAUCUUCAAUAAUCAAUUACCAACAACAUAUGAAGAUGAUAUGGGUGCUUUCAAUGCUUCAAGAAAAAAUUCAUUAAUUCAAAAUCCCCCAAUUCGUGCUCCAGCACCACCUCCAACAUAUUAUGCAGAUUCUUCAGUUCAACUAGGCUUUAUGGAUCCUCAGGCUCAAAGACGUCAAUCAGUGGCAACAAUGAUGCAAUCAACUCCACAGCAACAAUUUUUAACUCCAAUACAAGCAAGAAGACAAUCUGUUUUGAAUUCAAAUCAAUUUCCACCAGUUAAACAAUUACCACCUCCACAAGUUCGUAAAAUUCAUUCAAAGCAAGACUUAAGACCUGUUAAAAAUGCAGUACCAAAAUAUAGACGUGCAUCAAUGGGAUCAAAUUAUAUAUCACCUUUAUUGUCUUUAACAAAUGAUCUAACGACAACUUAUUCUUUAUGUGAUUCAGAUUUUAAUUAUGAAGUUUCUAAAAACCCUAAAAGAGUCUUGACUAAACCAAGUGAAGCUAAAACAAAUAAUGGUGCUGAUAAUGAAGAUAAUGAUUAUAUUUUAUAUGUUAAUGAUGUUUUAGGUGGUCAAGAGAAUCGUAAAUAUUUGGUAUUGGAUAUAUUAGGUCAUGGUACAUUUGCACAAGUGGUUAAAUGUCAAAAUUUGAAAACUAAAGAAAUGGUUGCUGUUAAAGUUGUUAAUUCAAAACCUGCAUUUUUGAAUCAAAGUUUGAGUGAAAUUAGCAUAUUGGAAUUAAUCAAUAGAAAAAUUGAUCCUUUAGAUCAGCAUCAUUUCCUUAGAUUGAAAGAUAAAUUUCUUCAUAAAAAUCAUUUGUGUCUUGUAUUUGAAUUAUUAUCUUCAAAUUUAUUUGAAUUAAUUAAACAAAAUCAAUAUAAGGGACUUAAUACCAAACUUGUUAGAAAUUUUGCCAAACAAUUAUUAGAUUCACUUUGUGUUUUAAAAGAUUCUAAAAUUAUUCAUUGUGAUUUAAAACCUGAAAAUAUUCUAUUGGUAAGCCCAGAUAAACCAGAUAUUAAAGUUGUUGAUUUUGGAAGUGCUUGUCAAGAACGUCAAACGUUAUAUACAUAUAUUCAAUCAAGAUUUUACAGAUCACCAGAAGUUAUUUUAGGAUUACCAUAUACAACUUCAAUUGAUACAUGGUCAUUGGGUUGUAUUGUUGCAGAAUUAUUUUUAGGGUUACCUAUAUUCCCAGGGUCAUCAGAAUAUGAUCAGCUAGUUAAAAUUACAUCAAUAUUAGGAUUACCACCAACUUGGAUGAUUGAAAUGGGUAAAAAUUCUAAAAAUUUCUUGGAAAAAACUGAAGAUGGUUCAGGAUAUAAAAUGAAAUCAUUAGAAAAAUAUUGUAAAGAAAGAAAUUUAAAUGAAACUGCUGGUAAGAAAUAUUUAAAAUCAAAUGAUUUAAGUGAAUUAAUAAUGGGUUAUACCAUGCAAAAGAGAACAAUGACAUCAACAAUGAUUGAAAAAGAGACAAAUGAUCGAGCAUCGCUGGUUCAUUUAUUAAAAGGUUUGUUGAAUCUAAACCCAUUAGAAAGAUGGACUCCACAACAAGCUAUUCUACAUCCAUUUAUUCAGGAAACAAAAUUCACAGGUGAAUGGAAUCCACCAGGAACCGGAUUAAGAAACUUGAAUAAUAGAAAUGAUAAAAGUGCUGAAGAAGUUAAUGGAUUGAAAGCAAGUGUGGGAAACAAAUGGUAUAAAUGA